Molecule: messenger RNA, 1921 nt
Organism: Alternaria alternata
Lineage: Eukaryota; Fungi; Ascomycota; Dothideomycetes; Pleosporales; Pleosporaceae
Product: P-loop containing nucleoside triphosphate hydrolase protein
Exons: 2
Coding region: 417-1754 (445 amino acids)
Biological process (GO): maturation of SSU-rRNA
Cellular component (GO): 90S preribosome
Molecular function (GO): ATP binding; nucleic acid binding
Source: RefSeq, a predicted model, not a curated record
AGCCAUACAAUGCGGACGAGUGCAAGAGGGUACUGCGCUCGCAUAAGCUAAAGGUUGCAAUACUCGACGAUUUUGCGACACAAGUAGAAGGGCCAAGUAAAGAAAAGAAGUCGAAGAAGAGAAAGAAGGAGAAGGAGAUCAAGGAAAAGAAGAAGAAUGCGAACAGAUCCCUCUAUCCACAACCCCUUGUCGAGUUUGCCCAACUACGAACACGUUACGGUAUAUCGAGACGUUUGGCGGAGAACAUAGCAGAGCAAGGGUACAAGCUACCUACUGAAGUUCAGCUUGGCGCUUUACCGUUGCUACUGGGCAGCAAGGGCCGCAAGGUUACUGGCGACGUCGAAGGCUUGUCUGGUGCUGAGUUCAAUGGAGACAUUGAUCUUCUGACAGUAGCACCUACGGGCAGUGGAAAGACAAUGGCGUUCCUGAUACCCAUCAUCGACUCACUACUCGCGGAGAGCAGCACUACGGACAUUAGGGAGGGUCCACGCGCCAUUGUCCUCGCCCCUACUAGAGAGCUUGCGGCGCAGAUUGUCAACGAGGCGAGGAAAUUGGCAAAAGGCACGGCAAUCAAGGCUACACUCAUGAGGAAGGGCAUGCAAGUCGUGCAAGAACCAGAAAAGGAGAUACCUGAGGAUACAGUGGAUGCGGUUGACGCGUCCGAAAAUGACGAAAGUGAUUCUCAAACUGACGACGAAGGGGCGGCAGCACCAAAGAAGAAGCAGGCUAGUCAAAGGGCAGAACUUGUGAAAGCCGCCAUCCUAGUCGCGACGCCGCUUGCUCUGCUCAACGCACUGAAGCGCAGGAACAGCACUGUUGCGAACAUUCCUAGCGCAUCUCAGCUUGUGCUUGAUGAAGCAGACGUCCUCCUCGAUCCCCUCUUCCGCGAACAAACGCUCGCGAUAUGGAAUGCUUGCACAAAUCCCAGGCUUCGAAUUGGUCUAUGGUCAGCGACCAUGGGCUCCAAUAUCGAUAGUCUGACGACAUCUACCCUGAACGACCGCUGGACUGCCCUCUCCGCUUCACAGUCCGACCUUCCUCGGCGACCACCGCUCAUCCGGCUCGUCGUUGGACUCAAAGACUCCGCUAUACCCAAUAUUUCACAUCAAUUAACUUAUGCCGCUACCGAGCAAGGCAAGCUUCUUGGUCUGCGUCAGUUACUCCAUCCGACUUCCGUCUUCACCAACUCGAACCAGCCCACGCUCCGCCCACCGUUCCUAGUCUUUACACAAACGAUACCCCGAGCCAUUGCACUUCACUCAGAGCUCCUCUACGAUAUACCCCCAGAAGCAGGCGGUAGCUCGCGCAUCGCUGUUCUACACGCCGAUCUAUCCUCGUCCGCCCGCGAUAGCAUAAUGACGCGCUUCCGAAAGGGCGAAAUCUGGGUUCUCAUAACCACAGACCUUCUAGCCCGCGGCGUAGACUUCCGCGGUCUAAACGGCGUCGUAAAUUACGACGUACCCACCUCCGCAGCUGGCUACGUCCACCGCGUAGGCCGCACUGGACGUGCCGGUCGUCAAGGCGGUGUCGCAGUCACAUUCUACACACAAGACGAUAUCCCCUAUGUCAAGCUCAUUGCCAACGUUAUCCGCGCUUCUGAGAAGUUAAGGGGACUUGGUGAUGAAGAAGGGAGUGUCAAACAGUGGAUGCUCGAUGCACUGCCUACGCCGAGCAAGAGGGAUAGGCAGCUCCUCAAGAAGAGGGGUGUUGAGGCUAGACGUACGGCAAAGGGGAAGGAUGUGAAGCCAUUAUAACCCGCACUUUUGUGCACUGCUCUUGAGGUUGUUACAAGUCAAUCAAAGUGAUGACGGAAAUUUCGGACUUCACAUCUUUUUUGUAUCUCUCGCUCUAGAAUUCUUGGUGGGCGAUAAUUUUUUUACAAUCUUUGUUGCAGAUCUCAAGGUAUGUUGUGAUUCCAGAA